This is a messenger RNA of Nezara viridula (southern green stink bug), 8934 nucleotides long. The record is from the annotation of a GenBank genome assembly. Lineage: Eukaryota; Metazoa; Arthropoda; Insecta; Hemiptera; Pentatomidae.
GUUUCCUAAUAACCUUGUUGCAACUGUCCAUGAUAAUCGCUCUUGAACCUGACUUAGGGGAGUACAUAGAGUUUUUGAUAAUUGCUGGGUGGUUGGGCUUUGCUAGGUUACACCUAGGAAAAUGACUUGUGGCAACGUUUUAAGUAUUAUACUAGUUUUUGGUGUAUAUUUAGGAUCAUGUUCAAUUUAUGAGAAUUUGAAAUAUUUUGAUACUCUUCAUUCAUCAGAAUUAAGGCAUCAUAUUGUCAAACGAGGACUAAAAGAAAGUUCCCACCCAUUUAAUAAAAUUAAAGAAGUGCAUUUUAAAACGCUCGGAAGGGAUUUUCGGCUUAUCUUAACUCCCAGGAAAGGUGUCCUUCACUCUAAUUUUCAAGCUUAUAGUGUUGAUGGUGAUGGCAAAGAAAAGCCAGUAGCGAUUGAUCAUGAAGAUUUUUAUGAAGGUCGAAUGUUUGGAGAGAAGUGGUCUCAUGCUAGUGUUCACCUUGAUGAUGGUGUUAUGACAGCUACCAUUAGUUUACCAGAUGAAACAUAUCAUAUAGAGCCGUCAUGGAGACAUUUACCUGAAUUGGGUAAUGAAUCAAUGGUGGCUUACAGAGAAUCUGAUGUAAGAUUAAGCUGGCAUGGUUCUAAUGGUCCAUGUGCAUAUGCCAAAGAAGGACCUCAUUGGAAUGACACUGAGAGUGAUGAUGAAGAAUUUGAAGAUUUUAAAGUAGCAUCCAGCCAAGAAAACAGAGUCAAAAGACAAGCAGAGUAUGAAUAUACACCAACUAAGACUCGUUGCCCCCUACUUCUUGUUGCAGAUUAUAGAUUUUACCAAGAGAUGGGCGGUAGCAAUACUAAAACUACUAUAAAUUACUUGAUCAGUUUGAUAGAUCGUGUACAUAAAAUCUAUAAUGACACGACAUGGCAGGAUAGAGCUGAAAGUGAAGGAUUUAAAGGAAUGGGAUUCGUCAUUAAGAAGAUAGUUGUACAUUCUGAACCAACGAGGGUUCGUGGAGGGGAAGCACAUUACAAUAUGAUCAGAGAUAAAUGGGAUGUUAGAAAUCUUCUUGAGGUGUUUUCGCGGGAUAAGUCAGGUAAGGAGCACUGUCUCUCACACCUGUUCACUCAUCAAACUUUCCGCUCGGCCGACACAGGAUUUUCAACAGUUCUUGGGCUUGCCUACAUAGCCUCGCCAAGGGCCAGGUCUCCAGGUGGAAUCUGCUCAGAUGAAUACUUUAAGAAUGGAUAUACACUUUACCUCAAUUCUGGUCUGAGCUCUUCUCGAAACCACUAUGGACAGAGAGUUAUUACCAGAGAAGCUGACCUAGUGACUGCACAUGAGUUUGGACACAACUGGGGCUCAGAACAUGAUCCAGAUAUGCCUGAGUGCUCUCCGCCAGCAAGUCAGGGAGGUUCUUAUCUCAUGUACACUUACAGUGUUAGCGGUUAUGAUGUCAACAACAAGAGAUUUUCUCCUUGUAGCUUAAGAUCUAUCAGGAAAGUGCUUCAGGCAAAAUCUGGAAGAUGCUUUUCAGAGCCUGAAGAAUCUUUUUGUGGCAACCUGCGUGUUGAGGGAGAUGAAGAAUGUGAUGCUGGUUUGCUUGGAACAGAAGAUAAUGAUGCAUGCUGUGAUAAAGUAUGCAAAUUACGUCGAAACCAGGGAGCAGUAUGCAGCGAUAAGAAUUCUCCCUGCUGCCAAAACUGUAGAUUUAUGGCAUAUGGAAUAAAGUGUAGAGAAGCUCAGUAUUCAACGUGCGAACAGGAAGCCGUCUGUUCUGGUACUGCAUCUGACUGUCCUAAAUCUGCGUCCAUGAAAGAUGGCACAGAAUGUCUUGAAAAAGGGAAGUGUACAAAUGGCAAGUGUGUUCCCUACUGUGAAACUAAAGGACUUCAAAGCUGUAUGUGCGACACACCGCCUGAAAAUGCAUGCAAACGUUGCUGCAGAAUGAACCUGAAUGCCACUUGUUUCCCAGUGCAGCCAGCAGAUAUUCUUCCUGAUGGAACUCCUUGCAUUCAUGGAUUCUGCAAUCAUGGUGUGUGUGAAAAAACCAUACAGGAUGUCGUUGAACGUUUCUGGGACAUCAUUGAAGACAUAAACAUUAACAAAGUUCUCGUCAUUUUGAGAGAUAAUGUUGUUGGAGCAGUUAUAAUAGUUACAUCAUUGAUCUGGAUCCCAGCCAGCUGCCUCAUAAAUUAUAUUGAUAGGAAAAGGCUGCGAGAAGAAGAGGAAGCACGAGGUAGCAGAAGCCGGUCGCGCGACCUGUGGAACGACACCAGCAAGCAGUUCAUCCCCAUUAAAGUUCUCGCGAGGCAGCAACAAGCAGCUUUAUAACAGGACCUGAUAACGAGGCUGUAGCUGCCCUCGGUUGGAAUCUCUGUUCAACUCAAAGCUACUCAUUAUUACUGAAUUCUCUUCUGUUUUGUUUACCGAGGAUAGAGAACAACUUUCAUGUGAAUUAGUUCUGUUUUAUUGUUUUAAAUGACCUGAGAUUAAUUUAAAUCAUGUAAGAGUAUGGAUUUGUAUAUAAUUAAUUCAUUUUCAUCCUUACCAUAUGAUAUUGUUUCAGAGGAAUUUUAGUUUGGUUAGUUCGAAAAUUGAUAUUUAUUGUUUCAAUUGUUGUAAUUGUUCUAGAAGUAGUGUGUUAGGUUUAAUUCAGUCGAGACUGCUCGGUUUUGUAAGAAGUUGGACAUAAGGACCAAAAGGUUUGGCAUCUAAGAUUUUCCUGGAAACCAGGCACCUUGGUAGUAAUCCUCUUUUCUCUUUCUGUUUUCUUUCUCCAUUUCAAGUCUGUUGUUACACAAGACUCCAUAAUAACUUUAUCAACAAAAUAUAUUUAUAAGGUGAUUAUACAUUGAGUAGAUUAUUUAUUUGAUCAUAUCUCGUCUCUCACGUGUUAAACAUUUCAUUGUUAUAAUUUUCUAUAUUUACCAUUAACAUGAAAUUGAUAUACAAUUUAGUGUAUUAUCAUCGACUUGGGCUUAUCAAUUUAUUAAUUUCAUUUAAAAUUAAAAUAAGAUGAAUCAGUUAUAAAAGAAUAAAAUUUAAAACAAAUGUCAUCAAACAACUUUACAGGAACUACAAUGAGCUCUUCAUGAAUGUUCAUCUUAUUUCUUAUCAGACAAUAAAUAAAAAAAGUAAUGUAAAAAAAGAAGAAAUUUUGAUUUCUUUUUUAUUUUAUUUUUAGCAGAUUUGUUCAUUGAAUAUUAUUUUCAGGCAAAGUACGUCUUCAUGUCUUUUUGUUUGUUUAUUAAAUUUCUGGAAAUUAUUGAUUAAAAAAUGAUUAACCUAUUAUUAAAUUUCUUUGUUCUCUUCUGUGGUGGACCGUAAGCUUUGGGUGAAGUCAUUUUAACAUCAUCGUUAAUCCUCUGACUGUUGUAAUUAUUUUUAAUACCUAGUUUGGUAUAUAUUCAUUUUUUAAAUUUUGUUAUAGCGGCUAGUUGGGAAUAUCUGUAUAUACACUUGAUCUAUUGUUACAAUUGUUGUGAGAGGUUUUAUUAUUACUGGAUUUAUUACUUAUUUUGUUCGAUUCCAUUUUUCACAAGAAGGGUGUAUUGGAAUUCAUUUUCUUAGUUAAAUUAAUUUCUGAUGAAACAUUUUACUUUUAAAAAUUUUUAAUAUCAAUUCUAACUUGUAAUUCAAAAAUUUAGAAUUGAAACAGAAAUUUUGGAAUCUGUGUUAUUAAUCAUAUUGAAAUGUUUUUAAAUCCAGUAUUAAUCAACUUAAUUAAUCCUGUUUUUAUAUUUGUACAAAUCUUCUGACGUACCGUUCCGAUAUGUAUAUUUGAAUGAUGCAAUUUAAAUAUUUAUAUUUUAGUACCUCCAACUAUAUAAAAUACAUGUUUUGCCUCUUAGAAUUUAAAUGUUAAAUAAACCAAGAUAGCAGAAAGUUAUAUUUAAAUAAAUAGUCAUUUUUAAUAUAAAAUAAAAUAUGAUAGGGUAAACCAAAUAUUUAUCGACAAACUUAUUUGUAAUUGAAAAAUUACAAUUAAAUUUCUAUGAAUAGAUGGUAUAAAUAAUUUGUUUACUCUAUGUUUGUCUAGUUAUAGAACAACAUAUAUUUUUGGUCUUUUAUAGAUUAAAUUAGAAGGUAUUUCAAAUUCCAGAAGGUAUUUUUUUACAAUCAGUAUUAUUUACAGGUAUUUAUUCACACUAAAUAUUAUUUUGAUGGUAUUGGUUCAUCCUCAUUAAACAUUAACUAUUACUGAUUUCUGCUGUUCAAAAAAAAAUUUUUUUUUCUGUUGGUAUAUCCUUAGUCCAGAUUAUUUAUUUUGAAGAUAUUAAAAGCUCAGGGUAUUGUAUAAUUCUUUAUUAUUGACAUAAAGAAAAAAUGUUUGGCUUACUGUUAUGAUUGGUUGACUCCGGAUCUUUGAAAUAAAUACUUUUUAUUAUCAAUGCUUUUAUUAACUGAGAAAACCAAUGUUGUUUAGGUUGUCUUUAGGAUACACACCUUUACCUUAGACAAUGAUUGAUAACUGAUCUGAGGAAGGGUGGGGAAACAGGAAUAGAUUGGAAGAAUGGAGGAGUGAGAGAACAGGAAUAGAAGGAAGAAUAGGGUAGUAGGGGUUGCCGUUAUCAACUGAGCAAGCCAUAUACUGUUGUUUCUGUUGUCUUUAGGAUACACAUCUAUACCUCGGACAAUUAUUGAUGGCCGAACUGAGGAAGGGUGGGGGAACAGGAAUAGAUCGGAAGAAUGGAGGAGUGGAGAAACAGGAAUAGGGGAGUAGGGGUUGCCUUUAUUAACUGAGCAAGCCAUAUCGCUACUGUUAAUGCAUAAGGUCGUUUGUAAAAAUUGAGUUUUUUAACUCAACUGAUUAUUUCUUUAUGAUUGGUAAGUACAAUUGAAUAUUUCAUUUUCCAUAGUUGCAGACCACAAAAUGUCAUCUUUAACGCAAAUUGAAUUAACAUAGAAAAUUGUUGCAUACGACCUUUUUUGCACUAACAGUAGCGAAAUACUGUUUCUGUUGUCUUUAGGAUACACUCCUAUACCUUGGACAAUUAUUGAUGGCCGAACUGAGGAAGGGUGGGGUUGGCCUUUAUUAACAUUGUUAUUUCUGUUGUUUUAAGGACGUGAUUAUAUGUAUAGUUCAUAAAGCACAUUAAAUAGUUUUAAUCUGAUCUGGAUAAAUUUAUUUUGAUAUGAAUAAAUUUUCUUUAUUCAUAAUUUGUGAAUAAUACUGGGUAGCUCUACAACCGAACUGGUCCUUGGGUUCUCUGACAAACUUUCUCCAUUCUUUCCUGUCUCAGACUCUCUCUCUCUCCACCUGGCUACUCCCAUGACCACACCAUGCAGCAAUCUGCACGGCAUCCUGUCAUCUGACAUCCCUUUUACAUGGCACAUUGUAUGUUGGUAUAGUGAGUAGAGCUCAUGGUUUGUACUCCAUAUUGUUUUCUAAGGAUCUUUCACUCAAAUACUUUCAGACUCUUUGUCAUCUCAACAUGGAAUAGGUUUCAGCACCAUAGGUUAAAACAUUCCUUAUCAAUGUUCAAACUAAUUAUUAGCCUGGUUUUAGUGAUCUGCGACAGAUGUGAGGGUUUAAAAAAUCUCAUGUUGGCACUGUUACUUCCCAUUAGCGGCCAUUAGUUUUCUGUUUACUUUAUUAAUUAUGCUGCUUUCAUUAUUCAGUUCGGACCCGAGGAAUGAAGCAGUUUAUACUCUCAAAAUUAUAUCUGUCGAAAGUUAGAGGAGCAUUGUUCUGGUCUGGUCAGAUAUUUGAUCUAUGAAUUCUGAGUAGAAAAAUUUAUUCUUUAUUCCGUGUUUUGAAAAUCAUAAAUGUUUUUUUUCAUAUAUAUCAUUUGUUAUUAUUAAGAAUUUAAUAUGACGUUUCAGGCAUAAAGAAAUAUUCAUUAGAAAUAAUUUUAUUUGAAAAUAAAUAUUUAUUACCCCAAAACGAUUAAAAAAUAUUUUUUAAAUAAAUAAUUUUAUUUUAAUAAUUAUUUAUUACAUGACAUUAUAAAUAAACAAUAGUUAUUUCUAGGUGAUAAUUUUUUAAUAUUUCAAUCGAAUAUUCUUAUUUCUAUGUCUCGUUUAAGUCUAUAAAAAAAAUAUAUUUAAAUUAAUAAUAUCAAAAAAUUAUUCAUUAACCUGUUAAGUGGGAAAUUCCCUUUUUAAUUAAGCAGCAUAUAAUGGGCGCAAACUUUUUCACUAGAACGUGUCAGUACCCUAACCACUCCCGGAGGACUCAAUUUCAUAUUAUAUAUUUUUUUACUUAUGCUUAAAAUAAAUGAAAAAACAAAUUUUUUUUGCCUAAUACCUCUGUUCUUCGAAAUUAUAGGUCCUUCCCGUUCCAGGACGCAACAUAUAUUUCAAGGAAGUAUUUAUACGUCCCGCCCGGUUAAUAGGUUAAUGAAUACAUUUUAACAUCCAAUAUUGUCCAAUUAUUGGAUUAGUUUUUAACUAAUCCCAAACAUUUAUUCUGAAACGGUGUUUCUUAAAAAAAUAAUUCUCUGUUAUAGUAGAUUGUAAUUAAUAAAAACUAACAUCCUUGAAUGCUUUUUAAAUUAAGUAACCAUGUAUUAUCCCUAAUACUCAUAUUUUUCAAGUUUUAUAUAUUAAUUAUUUUUUUAUACAUUUUCAGUGAUUAUUUAGAUUACAAUAGAGAAAAUAUUAGCACUGUAUUAGGAGAUUACCAAAAAUUCUUUUUAGACUGUUAGAUGUUUGUUAUAAUCAAUUCAAAUAAUUGAUUAUUAUAUUUACCUAAUAUAAUAAUUUUACUAUAUGUAAGUAAAUGUAAAUAAAAUUUAUAGUUGGUCCAUUUUGUACAUAAAUCAUCUCCUUUGUUAACUUAUGUGAAAUUUUAAUUUACUUUGUUUGAAUAUUAUGCUUGAUAUCUGUUGUAUGUCAGGUAAAUUAUUUCUUUUAUAUGGUGUUUUAGAAUAUUUUUUAAAGUAAAAAUAAAUAAAAUUUCUAAUGUCAUUUUCUAGUCCUGAUACUCAGUUAAACUAAUUAUUAAGAUAAACAUCAUUCCUAUUUUUGAAGUGAAAUUCAUUUAUAAUAAAUUUUAAAUAUUUGUAAUGACAUUUUCAUUUAAGUAUACUUAAUCACAUAUGAUAGUAUUCAUAAGUUUGUUUGCAUAUUUUUCAUAUAUUAGCUAUCAUUAUUUAAUUUUAUAUUUGCAUAUAUAACUAUGGUAUACUGCUAUAAUAUUUCUAAAUCUUUAUGUAUCUUAAGAGUAGUGAAAUGUAUAUUAGACAUAAUAUGGAUAUUAUAUUAUACUGUAUAUAAUCAAGAAUUUUAUACGAGUAUACUAUUCAUUAAUUGUAUGUUAUAUAUUUAACUUUAAUUAUAAGAAAUAUAUGCUCCUGUUUACAUUUUUUUUUUAGUUAAUUGCUACAAUAUAGUUCUGCUUCAUUGGUCACCUUAUCACAUAGAUAAAGGUGUUUCUUCUUUUUGUUAAUGUUCCCUAUGCAACUCAUAUUAGAUUCAAGUGGUGAAAAAUAAUUGUAAUGUGAUUGAAAUAUGAGAUUACAUUGACAAGAAUAUUUGUUUCUUCUCUGUUAUUUUGUAAUAUGUGACUAUGAAGAUAUUUUUUAAUAAUCAGGCUUGUGAAUAAUAAUAAUAUGAUUUAUAAUUUAUAAACUAGUACUAAUUUAUUAAGUGACAGAAUAUAUUAUUACAAGUAAAGGAUCAUAUCAUAAAAAUGUAUAUUUUUCAAUAUUAUUUUUUUUUAAAUUAAUACUUUUUACUUUUAAACAUUACUAUGAAUAGAUAAUAAUCAUAAAAUGUUUCUUAGAAGUUUUGUAGUAAUUUUAAAAUAUUAAUAGUUCUUUGUUGAUAGAACUCUAUUUUGCCAAGUUAAUAUGUUUCCAGCAAUUAUUGAAUAAUUUUCUUUUUUUUUACUUUAUCAAGUAGUACUACUGCAUUGGAAACUAGUUUGUCAUAUAACUAGAAUACUGCUAAGGAUUAAGAAAUGUUUAUUGACAGUAUGUCAAUAUUUUUUUCAAAAAUAGGAAUUCUUUGAAAUAUUGCUUAUGCAAGGUGAUUUGUUGCCCACUGAUCAUUGUUUGAAUUUUCAGGAUAACAAUUUCAAUAUUGCAGGAAUCAUUAGCAUUGGUUUUGAAAGACUAUUAAAUUGGUAAAAACAGUAAUUUUCCUGGACAAAGCUAUCUAAUGUCAACGACUUGUAGAUUAAGUAAUACUGCCAACAUGUAUAAAACCUUUUUUACAGGCAAUGAAAAUUGCAAAAAAUUUUGUAAUAUUUAAAGUGAUCUAGUUUUUAAGAAAGAGAUCUCUUAUUUUUUAAUAAUUGUAAAAAAAUAAGGCUUAUUAUGAUCAUUGAUACACUAAUCUUGUUUUUUAAUCUACCAUUGUUUGUAAAUAUCAAAAUUAGUUAUGUUUUAACCAUUGAGAGUCUAUAAAUAAAUAAAUUGAAAACAAUUUUUUUUUUUUACUUUUUUCUCCGUCGUUUUAAUAAUUGGUCAAAAAUACUUACCCUUAGAAUUUUUGUAAUGAUCAGAAAUGUAUUAUCAUUGGGAUGGACAGAAGUAAUUAGCUAAUUCCAAUUUUUUUUUUAAAUUUUCAUUGAACCUCUUUCGAUAUUAUUGAAGGAGUGCCAAUAUUGUGUGUCUAAAGAGUUUAUUGCAGAAUAUUACAACUUAUAUUGGAAAUUGCUUAGUUUUUUUAGCUUAUAAUAUAGAUAUGUAUAUUGAAUAUACAGGGUAUGCCAUAAUGGAUGAUAGCAGACUUUAAGAGCUACUAAAAAGUUUUUAUAAAUAAUAGUCUAAUGUUCCACAAUAAAGUAGGAAAUUUAAGUUUUGUAUAUUUAAGCAAGUCACGUUUUUGUUGAAUCAGAAGCUAUUACUAUAAAACUGUUUAAUUGAAGCAAUUAAACUAGACAAAAUUUACUUUAAAUGCAAGUAAAGUUUGUCUUCAUUAAAUUAAUUUAUAAGAGAUUUUUAUGUGGCUAAACUAUGCUUUGUUCUGUUUUUCAUAAUAUAGUCAUUGAUUAUGUGCAA